Molecule: messenger RNA, 1155 nt
Organism: Mesorhabditis belari
Lineage: Eukaryota; Metazoa; Nematoda; Chromadorea; Rhabditida; Rhabditidae
Source: the annotation of a GenBank genome assembly
AUGACGACACCGGCACUUUCGGUGGUUGAGAGGGUGCUGGCCGGUUUCAAUCCUGAAGAACAUGGGCUCUCGUCGGAUUUCGUGCUCACGAAACUCACCGCUAUGAAAGGAUGUGGAUGCAAAGUGCCGAGAGCGGCCCUUCUCGAGUUGCUGAAGACUUUUGGUGAAGAUGUGGUCAUUGACAGUGAUGCUGGAGUGGGCAUCGGAUUGGACAGUUGUGUGAUCCCGCUUCGCCAUAAAGGACUUAACCUUGUGCAGACGACGGAUUUCUUCUAUCCACUUGUCGAUGAUCCGUAUUUGAUGGGACGAAUCACCGCCGCCAACGUGCUUUCCGAUUUGUACGCGAUGGGCGUUUCCGAGUGCGACAACAUGUUGAUGUUGCUCGGGGUGGCUGUCGAUUUGGCUGAUAAAGAGCGAGACAUCAUCAUCGGGCAGUUCAUGCAGGGAUUCAAGGACAAUGCCGAUUUGGCUGGCACCAAAGUGCGCGGGGGACAAACGGUUCGGUGCCCGUGGCUUUUGCUCGGCGGCGUGGCGUCGAGUGUGGCCACCGAUGAGGAGAUUAUUCGCGUUGACAAGGCGAAACCGGGCGACGUUCUCCUCUUGACGAAACCGAUUGGCGGACAGGUUUCUGUGAACUCGUACGAGUGGUUGAAGAAGAAAAACGGUCGCGUUGAGGAGCUCGGAUUGGAUGGGGAGAGGAUUGUAAAAGCAUUUCAACAGGUGACCAUGCAAAUGUGUCGUUUGAAUCGAAACGCGGCUCGUCUCCUCCACAAACACCACGCUCACGCAUCCACCGAUGUCACCGGAUUUGGGCUACUUGGUCAUGCCGACAACUUGGCUCGAGCUCAGCAAGCACAGGUCCGUUUCGUGAUCGAUCAUCUGCCGAUUGUCGAGUACAUGGAUGAGAUCGCGUUAAAGAUGCCCAAUGGGAAUGGCUUCAAUUUGUUCUCGGGAACCUCAGCCGAAACCUCGGGCGGUCUUUUGAUUGCACUUUCUGAGGCUGAUGCGCUUGCCUACAAGAAGGAGAUCGAAACGCUGGACGGUUUCCCGGCGUGGAUCGUAGGUAAAGUUGAGGCGACGACUGGCGAAAGAGGAGCGAUUAUUGGGGAGAAUCGAACGAUUGAACGAAUUGCCUCAUCAAUUCACAAAACUCAC